Messenger RNA from Tripterygium wilfordii, 1225 nucleotides. RefSeq names its product myb-related protein 308-like. The coding region runs from base 143 to 1036 and encodes 297 amino acids. NCBI's taxonomy places the organism in Eukaryota, Viridiplantae, Streptophyta, Magnoliopsida, Celastrales, Celastraceae. The record is from RefSeq and is a predicted model, not a curated record. The transcript is spliced from 2 exons.
GCUCUCACCAGAGCAGAGAAUCAAUUGUAUCCAAGUAUAUAUAUAUAGUUCCUCUCCUAGCUAGCUUUGUCACUUUGGGUUGUCUUUCAAUCAUUCACAAUCUCAUUAUUCUUUUUUUAAAUAAGCAAGAGAGAAAGGAAGAAUGGGAAGGGCUCCCUGUUGUGCAAAGGUAGGACUACAUAGAGGACCAUGGACUCCUAGAGAGGACACAUUGCUUACUAACUACAUUCAAACUCAUGGUGAAGGCAAUUGGAGAUCUUUGCCCAAAAAAGCUGGUCUUCUAAGAUGUGGUAAGAGUUGCAGAUUGAGGUGGAUGAACUAUCUAAGGCCAGACAUCAAGAGAGGCAACAUCACUUCUGAUGAGGAUGAUCUCAUCAUCCGAUUACAUGCCCUACUCGGCAACCGAUGGUCUCUCAUCGCCGGUAGGCUCCCGGGACGAACCGAUAACGAGAUCAAGAAUUACUGGAACACCAAUCUUAGCAAGAAGCUUAGAAGGCAAGGCACCGAUCCCAACACCCACAAAAAAUUAUCAGAGCUAGACCAGCAAGCACUCCAGCAAUCCCAAAUCAAGAAAAGAAGAAGAAAUAAUAACAAGAAGAAUAAUGAUUCCGAUAAGCACAGGAAUAAUAUGAAGAGGCUCAAGGAGAUCCGCUCGGCCUACGAAAAGCCCAAGAUCCAUCUCCCCAAGCCCAUUAGGGUCACUAGUAAGUUCUCCAUGCCAAGAAAUAAUGAGAGCUUUGAGUCCUUAAACAAUAAUACAAUUAGUGUCAUGUCCUCAUCAAGUCAAGGAGAGGAUAUAGUACAUGUCCCUAAUUGGUGUGAUAAUCCAAACGGGCUUUUUUUUCUCCGUGGCGGUGGCGGCGAUCUCGUUAACGGCUCGGAUUUCGAGUGCCGCUCCGGUGUACCUACGUCGGAUAAUACUAGUCUAGAGAAGCUUUAUGAGGAGUAUCUGGAGCUUCUGAAGAUAGAUGAUGAUCAUGAUCAUGACCAAAUUCAGUCACAUAAUUCAUUCGCCGAGUCGUUGUUGGUCUUAUGAAAUCAAAUUCAUGAGUUUGUGGAUAUGUUAAUAUAGUGUUAAUUUAAGGUUUUGAAAUUGAAGUCGUUUAAUUAGUGUCUCAAUUAGCUCUUCACGUGUUUACCUUCUAGUCAAAACAAAAAGAAAUUUGUGUAAUGAUAUCCUGGUAAUUAAGUUGUAAUUAUGUGAAAAUAAAAAACCUAUUUAGUU